AUGUCAUCUUCACAGCAAAAUGAAGUUGCAGAUUUGGAAUCAGCUAAGAGUAUCAAUGGUGGUAGGGAUGGUGGUGGUGUAGUAGAGGAGAUAGCUGGGGCAUUGGAAAGUAAUUGUAAUAAUAACAACAAAGACAGAGAUGAGAAAAGGGAGUCUAGUGUUUCCGAGUGUUCAGUGGAUUUGGAAACUGGAGCACUCCAAACUAAACAGCGUCUGGCAAACAUUAGGGAUUGUAGGAUUUGCUAUCUGAGUUUGGAGACUACCAAUCAAGACUGUGGAGGUCCAAUUGAACUGGGUUGUUCUUGUAAGGAUGAUCUGGGUGCUGCACACAAACAAUGUGCAGAGGAUUGGUUCAAGAUUAAGGGUAACAAAAUAUGUGAGAUAUGUGGAUCAAUAGCACAAAAUGUAGGUGGCGUAAAUGUGGCGGAGUCUAGGGAGCAGUGGGAUGAAGCAAAUGCUAUAGCUACGUCAGCAGCAGCAGCGUCACAGUCUCAGAAUUUCUGGCGGGGCCACAGGUUUCUCAAUUUUUUGUUGGCUUGCAUGGUCUUUGCAUUUGUUAUCUCCUGGCUUUUCCACUUCAAUGUACCCUCCUGA
Molecule: messenger RNA, 594 nt
Organism: Striga hermonthica
Lineage: Eukaryota; Viridiplantae; Streptophyta; Magnoliopsida; Lamiales; Orobanchaceae
Source: the annotation of a GenBank genome assembly